Messenger RNA from Polistes dominula (European paper wasp), 3103 nucleotides. RefSeq names its product ABC transporter ATP-binding protein/permease Hmt-1 (gene Hmt-1). Gene Ontology annotation, biological process: heme transport; transmembrane transport. The record is from RefSeq and is a predicted model, not a curated record. Gene Ontology annotation, molecular function: ABC-type heme transporter activity; ATP binding; ATP hydrolysis activity. Gene Ontology annotation, cellular component: vacuolar membrane. Lineage: Eukaryota; Metazoa; Arthropoda; Insecta; Hymenoptera; Vespidae.
CUCCCAUUCUAAAAAAGUUUUCACUUCAAAAAGUGAACUAAUCUUAUUAGACUUGAAACAACAACCAAUCGUAAGUGAGUAUUUAAAUCCUUUGAUAGGCGCGUGAUCCCCUGCAUUGUGCACUGCAUCUUGUGACGUCACGCAUGGUGACUAUCAAAAAACACGCUUGUUAAUUUUGCGUGUAAGUAUUCUAAUACACAUUACUUUAAUAAAAAUAUUAGAAAGGAGGAAAGAAAGAAAAUCAAUCAAAAGGAAUAAAGACAUUUUUCCAACGUGUUGUUUAGAAUGAAUGAAAAAUUGGUCGACAUCGAGUUAUUAACUUUAUUAAAUGUGUAGAAGAGAGCCGUAUAAUUAUUAUUUUUUUGGUAGUAGAAAACAAUGUAAAUGACAAAAGUAAGAAAAUAAUAUUUGAAAUAAUCUUAUUAUCAAAAUUCAAAGAAGAAAAUCAAAUCUUCUAUUAUGGCUAUCGCAAUAACAUAUUGUCCACCAAAUAUCAGUUUUACUGGUAUUUGGAUUGAACAUGGUAUGUCUAAAUGUUUCAUGGAAACAAUAAGCACAAGCAUCAUUUUUUUGUAUCUGAUGAUACUUGGAACAAUUCAACUAUGGAUGUAUCGCAAAUAUGGAACAGAAAUGGAUCCAAAUGUAUUACCAAGAAGUAGGCUAUACAAUUUACAAAAAUUUUUUCUUUAUCUAGUUCCAUUACUUAGUAUAUUGAGAAUAAUUUUACAAGCAACUAUUUUGGAUGAUAAGAAAAUUUAUGGAUAUAUGAUACUUACAACAGUAUUGACAGUAAUUAUAUAUCCAUAUUCUGUUCAUAUACUAAGAGUAGAAAGAAAUAAGUUAUUACCAAGUGUACCGCCUCGUGGUCAUGGUCUUGUUUUAUUGGGAUUUUGGACUUUGGCACUUGUUGCUGAAAAUGUUGUUUUUGUUAACAUUAGAAAAUCCGAAUGGUGGUUUCAUUUAAAUUCAUUGACGGAUCAAAUUGAAAUGGGCCUAUUUGUUUUACGGUACGUUAGUAACUUAAUGAUCUUUGCUAUUGGACUAAAAGCACCUGGAAUAUUUCCUAAUACAGAUCCAGAAUAUCAUACACUUGACAAUGCUACAACUUCGCAGUCAAGAUAUUAUCAUGAUAGACCCGGGGAUAAUGCUUCUACGUGGAAAAAUGCAUGGUAUAAAAUGAAAGUUUUAGCUCCAUUCCUAUGGCCAAAAUCAGAUAUUUUGCUUCAAUUGAGAGUUAUAUUUUGCUUUGGUUUGCUUAUAUUGGGACGCUUAAUAAACUUAUAUGUACCCAUUUAUAAUGGAAAAAUUGUAGAUAGUUUGAAAGUUGCACCUAAUGAGUUUCGAUGGGAUUUGAUUUUAAUAUACGUUGGUUUUAAAUUUUUACAAGGUGGCGGAACUGGUGGAAUGGGAUUAUUAAAUAACUUGAGAUCAUUUUUAUGGAUUCGUGUUCAACAAUUUACUACCCGAGAAGUGGAGCUUGAAUUAUUCAAACAUUUGCAUGGAUUAAGUUUACGUUGGCAUCUUAGUAGAAAAACUGGAGAAGUAUUAAGAGUCAUGGAUCGUGGUACUGAUUCUAUAAAUAACCUUUUAAAUUAUAUUUUAUUUUCAAUAGUACCAACGAUCGUUGAUAUCAUUGUCGCCAUUGUAUUUUUCAUAAGUUCCUUUAACAAAUGGUUUGGCUUAAUCGUCUUUUUGACAAUGAGUCUUUACAUUGCUGCUACCAUUAUGGUCACCGAAUGGCGUGUUAAAUUUCAAAGAAGAAUGAAUUUAGCGGAUAACGCACAAAAAGCACGCAGUGUGGAUAGUUUACUAAACUUUGAAACAGUUAAAUAUUAUGGGGCAGAAUCUUAUGAAGUAGAUUGUUAUAAGAAAGCUAUUUUAGAUUUCCAAGUUGAAGAAUGGAAGUCUAUGAUCACAUUAAACAUCUUAAAUAUUCUGCAAAAUAUCAUUAUUUCUUGUGGUUUAUUAGCUGGUUCUUUACUUUGUCUUCAUAUGGUUGUAGCCGGUACGGGAUUAACGAUUGGUGGUUAUAUUUUGUUUGCGAGUUACAUAAUACAACUUUACGUCCCACUUAAUUGGUUUGGUACUUAUUACAGAGCUAUACAAAAAAAUUUUGUCGAUAUGGAGAAUAUGUUUGAUCUUCUUAAAGAAGAACAAGAAAUAAUAGAUGCUCCCGGUGCUGGAAAAUUAGAAGUUAAACGAGGACAAGUAGAAUUUUCCAACGUCUCGUUUAGCUAUACUCCAGACAGAAUGGUAUUACGAAAUAUUAGUUUCAUUGCACCCGCAGGAAAAAUAAUAGCUUUUGUUGGUCCUUCUGGAGCUGGAAAAUCAACUAUAUUUCGAUUACUAUUCCGUUUUUAUGAUAUAGAAGAAGGUUCUAUAUUAAUAGACGGUCAAAAUGUCAAAACUGUCAAACAAAGCUCGUUGAGAAGUGCUAUAGGUGUCGUACCCCAAGAUACAGUUCUAUUUAACAAUACGAUUAAAUAUAAUAUUCAAUAUGGUCGCAUAGAUGCUCCAGAAGCGGAUAUAAUAGAAUCGGCCAAGAAUGCAGACAUUCACGAUAGAAUUUUAACAUUUCCAAACGGUUACGAAACCCAGGUCGGCGAACGUGGUCUUCGUCUUAGCGGGGGUGAGAAGCAACGAGUUGCUAUAGCACGAACAAUAUUGAAGGCACCUAAAAUAAUUCUUUUAGACGAAGCUACGAGUUCGUUAGAUACUCAUACAGAGCGUAAUAUUCAAACAGCGUUAUAUAGAGUUUGUAAAAAUCGUACAACUAUCAUUAUAGCACAUAGAUUAUCUACGAUAAUACACGCGGAUGAAAUAUUGGUUUUAAAAGAUGGUGAAAUAGUUGAAAGAGGUAGACACGAAGAAUUAAUAUCAUAUAGUGGAGUUUAUCAUUCGAUGUGGCAAGAACAAUUAAAAAAUGACACAGAAAUGAACCAAGGUGAGCCUGUACCUGUUUCAUCUGAAAUUGAACUGAAAGCUUCUUAGAACAAAAAUUGAUUAUUAUGUAUAUAAACUUUUGUUAAUUAUUUAUAAUAGAGAAUUCUUAUUUAUAUGAGAAUGUAAACAGAUAAAAAGACGACUAAAUAAUAUAAGUUUA